Messenger RNA from Ruditapes philippinarum (Manila clam), 609 nucleotides. RefSeq lists its product as uncharacterized. The transcript has 3 exons. The annotation marks the transcript as partial. The record is from RefSeq and is a predicted model, not a curated record. NCBI's taxonomy places the organism in Eukaryota, Metazoa, Mollusca, Bivalvia, Venerida, Veneridae.
CUAAUUGAAGUAUAUGGCAGAUGUUAUUGUGUUUUGAGGCUUUUAUUUACAGUCAAAAUAAAUUUUCGGUUUUACUUGUGUUAGGGCUAUUUUAAAGAAGAAAUGGCAAUUUUUUUAAGAACUCAUAUUAUACGUUUCAUUUUGUUUGUAUAUGGACUAAGAACUGUACCUGGCAGUAUUGAUGUUGAUAAGGAUAAAACGCUAUCGGACCGUUUACAAGAAGCUUUUACUGAAAUGAGGACGUUUCAACAUACAAUAGAAGAUAGACUGAAUGAACUAACACACAAGAGAUGUCAGCAGUGCUUCAUAAAUAUACACGACCCUGAUUCAAGCAGAAAUCAAAAUUUGACUGAUCAACUGAAGGAAAGUAGAGAUGAAAACGCGACCGUAAAUGAAAAAAAUGGAAAACAGUCGGAGGUCAGAUCGCAAGAUUUUAACGACUUCUUGCAGCGUCUUGGUAAAUUAGAACAGUCUAUCUUAGAGAAAGUUGACGCCAGACUUGUAUCACAACCUUCGAUAUUGAUAAAAGCUGUAAAAGGGGAACCCGGACAAGACGGACUCCCUGGAGAGCAAGGGCCACGGGGAAUGCCUGGUUUUCCAGGACUUAGA